Cylicostephanus goldi is the source of this 291-nucleotide messenger RNA. Lineage: Eukaryota; Metazoa; Nematoda; Chromadorea; Rhabditida; Strongylidae. The record is from the annotation of a GenBank genome assembly.
AUGUAUGCUGAAGUUGUGCACAUCAUCGACUUCUACUUCAACCAAUUCGUAGCGAACGCACGGAAACGAAGCGCAGCUCGAGCGCAGAAAGUGUUGAAUGCGAAGAAAGGACCGCUGACUAGAGACGUGAUGAGCUCGUCGGCGGUCAGCUCAACUGAUUCCGGAAUCGAUGAUUUUCCAUUCAUCGACUAUGGAGAUGAUAUGACCACACCGAUAAUUACAGCGAGACCAUUUGAAAGUUAUGGACCAAGAAAGAAACCUUGGGGUAAGCUUUGGGUUGCUUGGGGGUAG